Molecule: messenger RNA, 348 nt
Organism: Dichomitus squalens LYAD-421 SS1
Lineage: Eukaryota; Fungi; Basidiomycota; Agaricomycetes; Polyporales; Polyporaceae
Exons: 3
Coding region: 1-348 (115 amino acids)
Biological process (GO): translation
Cellular component (GO): ribosome; mitochondrial small ribosomal subunit
Molecular function (GO): small ribosomal subunit rRNA binding; structural constituent of ribosome
Source: RefSeq, a predicted model, not a curated record
AUGCCUUUCUACCAGCUCGUAUGCAUCGCUGCGCACUACCCUGAAUAUAAACACAUCAAGGAUCUCGUUACCCGCGUUGCGUCGCAUGUCUUGAAGGAGGGUGGUGUCGUGCGCAAACUUGACUCAUGGGGCACAUGCACUCUUCCCCAACGCAUGCGGAGAAAUAAGCAGUAUCACACUAUUGGCGACUACUGGACCAUGCAGUUCGAUGCCUCGCCAACGACAUUGCGUGGCUUGAACACCAUCAUGCGACACGACCCUCGAGUCAUCCGUUGGACUAACCUCAAAAUCGGCGAGAAGGUGACCGAUGUCAGACAGUUCGUGGAGAAGACUGUGGACAGAAUUUGA